AUGGCGGAUUGGUCGAAGCUCUCGACAGAUGUGUUGGGUCUGAUCCAUGAUAAACUCUCUAUUCCCGAUUGCAUACGUCUCAAAGCUGCUUGCAAGAGUUGGAACUUGGCCUUUAAGUUCGAGCAUCAUUGUACACCAAAGUUGCAAUCCCCAUGGCUCAUGUUGCCUGAUCACAACGAUACCGUGGCUUCGUUCUUCUCCAUCGCAGACAAGAAAAUAUACAAGGUUCCAUGCCCGGAACCUAUGAUCAGACGCCGGAUUUGUAUCGGUUCAUGUCACGGUUGGCUGAUCACCGUGGACGAUAAUUGCAACAUGCACCUCUUGAAUCCACUCACCGGCGUCCAAAUUCCGCUUCCUUCGGUGACAACCUUACCCUUUGUUAUAAUCGUUCGGGAUUCCCAAGAACGAAUCAACCAAUUCAUGAUAGGCGAGCAACAAACAAAUGGCGAUGUGGUUUAUCUGGCGUACUCUGUAUGGCGUAUGCGUCGCUUCUUCUUCCACAAGGCUGUACUCUCGAUGGCUCCCGAUGCAGACGGUAAUUUCACCGUCGUGAUGAUCUAUAGUGUUCGGAAGCGGCUAGCCUUUGCUCGAGCUGGUGACGAGGCUUGGACAUCCAUACAAACACCUCAUGGCUUUCACGAUGUGAUUCACUGCGAUGACAAAUUUUACACCGCUAGCCAUGGCGGCACAGUCAUGGCAUGGGAGCCAAAUGGACUUGCCAUCGUGUCUGAGAUCAUCUCCUCAGACAUAGAUGAAGCUUAUAUAGGAUGCGUGAUGUACUUGGUCGAGUCGCCAAAUGGUAAUCUGAUGCUGAUCGCUAGGCACGCCGGUGAGGGUCCUAUCAUCUCGCAUACUAGUCUAUUUUUGGUGUUUGCCCUGGACGAACAGGACCUCCGGUGGAAGAAGGUGAAGAGCUUGCACCGGCAAACAUUAUUUUUGGGCAGCAAUCAGUCCAUGUUCCUAUCUGCCGUAGACUUUCCGGAGUUGAAACACAACUGUAUCUACUUCACUAAUAACAUAUUAGAGUUUUGCGCCUACUUUCAGUAUGCAGAUAGUGACAUAGGAACAUUCAACAUGGAGAGUAAAAAGAUCGAGCCAAUAGAUCAUCUUGGUCGUCACUUGAAUUGGCCUCCUUCAGUUUGGUUCUUUCCAAGUCUAUCAUGAGCUAGCAUUGUGUAGGUCUUGCUACAUCAAUUUGUCAUGAAUUUUCUUGUCUGUGUUAUGGGAGUAGAAGAUUGAGAAUCAUAUUUGUAUUGAAUUUAUCAUAAAUUUAUUUGACAAAAUAACUAUGUAUAGAAAUUUACUCGAGAUAGAGCGGCUCAUAAAGCUUCUAAAAAUUGACAUUUAUAAGAUUUUAUUCAUAUCGAUCAUGUCGUAUUUCAUGCUUUUAAAAUUUAUUUGUAUUAGUCAGAUGAUAUUUUGAUUUUUUUUUUGUUUGAGAAUUUUUAUGUGAAGUGAUUAAGUGUAGUUGCAUGGUUUAACAUGUUGAUAUGGGAUUUGUAUUUUUUAUGGAAUUAUUGUUGUCGUCAGAACUAGUAUGUUAAGAAAUAUAUUAUAAUUUUAUUACCUUUAAAAAUGUUUUAAAAUGUUUGAUUUGUUUAUAUCAUAGUCAUUCUUUAUUUUCUCUUCUUUAAUUUCA
Messenger RNA from Musa acuminata AAA Group (dessert banana), 1639 nucleotides. RefSeq names its product F-box protein At2g05970-like. Bases 1 to 1164 code for a protein of 387 amino acids. NCBI's taxonomy places the organism in Eukaryota, Viridiplantae, Streptophyta, Magnoliopsida, Zingiberales, Musaceae. The record is from RefSeq and is a predicted model, not a curated record. The transcript has a single exon. Gene Ontology annotation, molecular function: protein binding.